This is a messenger RNA of Ogataea polymorpha, 3015 nucleotides long. RefSeq lists its product as uncharacterized. Gene Ontology annotation, biological process: protein polyubiquitination; positive regulation of proteasomal ubiquitin-dependent protein catabolic process; ubiquitin-dependent protein catabolic process. The coding region runs from base 110 to 1342 and encodes 410 amino acids. Gene Ontology annotation, cellular component: ubiquitin ligase complex; cytoplasm. The transcript has a single exon. The record is from RefSeq and is a predicted model, not a curated record. Lineage: Eukaryota; Fungi; Ascomycota; Pichiomycetes; Pichiales; Pichiaceae. Gene Ontology annotation, molecular function: ubiquitin conjugating enzyme binding; ubiquitin protein ligase activity; zinc ion binding.
GGAAUUUGAAAGUCUUAAAGCAAUUUACCCAGAAAUCGAGCUGGACUUUUCAGCGAAAUCAGGACGCCUCGUGAUUCCAGUUGCAUUAGAUAAGGAGCUGGAGAUCCGUAUGGAAAAUAGCGCUCAGUCGCAGCUUAUCGCGAAUCUUAGCCCCAUAGAGCUCUGUUUCACGCUUCAAGACAAGUAUCCAGAGGAAGAGCCUCCACAUUUGGAGCUCCGUGGUGCUCACUGGAUAGUUCCUAGUAACAAGGAUUCGAUAGUGGCCUCCCUGAUAGGCUUAUGGCAGGAUUAUCGCGAGAUUGUGCUUUUUUCUAUUAUCGAUUACAUAAAAGAGCGAAGCCGUGAUGCCUUUGGAGUGAUUGACUUAUCGCAGCCCUUGGUGCUUGAUAAACAGAAAUACGAACAAUACGUGGCGGCAGAUACACAGGCAAAGCAAGACCAAUUCAACCUGACCACGUUCAUGUGCGAGAUAUGUCAGACGGACAAGAAGGGUCUUGCGGUGCAAAGAUUUGAAUCGUGUGGCCAUAUCUAUUGCAACGAGUGUUUGAGAGAUUAUUUUACCUCCAACAUACUUCGUGGAGAGCUCGACAAUAUCCAUUGUCCUUCUUUUGAUUGCACCAAAGCCUAUGUGGAGACCAAUGAUCGAUUGUCCCGAGGCGUGAUGAAUCAAGAUUUGAAGCAAUUCGAAAAAGAAUUCUUCCAGGUCCCGCUGACAAAAGAGUUUCUCAACAAAGUAGUCGACCCAGAACUGACAGAAAGGUAUUGGAAGCUCAACACAACAUUCAAAUUCGAAAAAUAUAGGCGAUUGUUCCCUUUCAGAGUAGCCCAGUGUCCUCGUAGGCAUUGUGCUAAAUAUUUUCUUCGCAAAGACGAGAACAAUUUACUCUCGAUCUGUCCCGAUUGCCAAAUGGCAUUUUGCUUUGGGUGUCUUCAUUCGUGGCAUGGUGAUCUCAACAGUUGCAGAAACUAUCUUGGCGAAAAGAUCCCAUUGGAAGAUAUUCAGCUGUGGCUCGAGCAUGAACCAGGCUCCCAGACGCGCAAUAAUUUGGCUUUCAAGUACGGCAGAAAAGCGAUUGUUUUUGCCGUAGAGGAGCAUCUUUCGGAUAUGAUGUUUGAAGACCUGAUUGAGUCAGGAGAGGCAGGGAUCGUCCGGUGUCCAUCCUGCUCUCUACUUAUUCAGCGUUCUGAUGGUUGCAACAAGAUGACAUGUUCCCGGUGCCGAACCUACUUCUGCAAUUUGUGUGGUGAGACAUUAUCAAGGACGGAUCCGUAUUCUCAUUACAAUAACCCUAUGAACGAAUGUUUCAGACGGCUUUUCGAUGGCCUGGUUCAGGAAUCAUAGUUGAGCCCCUAUCGCUUUUUUGGUGGCCUGCUGUAUCUGACAACCUCACGCACAAGACGACAGCGACGAUAGUCGCCGGACUUGUCAUAUGCCCACUCUCCGUCAAUCUCCAUCUCAUCCAAGACACCGUUUUCGAGGCACCAAGAUUCCGGAUCGGCGUCCACUGUCCAGCUUUUUUCCGUGAACUUCCAGCUUGGGCUAGGAGCUUGCACCAGUGAGAGAUUGGUAGUCCCCUUGGGUCUUUUUUUCUGUAUUCUAAGGGUAUCGGACUCAUUGAAAAUCGACGAAGAAUACAUGUAAAGUUCGUAGACAGAAGGCUUGAUAAGGUCCUGUUUUUCUAUCUGGUAAAUUUGGAUGGUCCUGUAUUGAGGAGGAUCAUCCACUAUCAACUCACCCAGCCUAAACGCUCUGUUUUUCACUUCAGUUUUGUGUUUCGGUGGGAGCUUGUGUUUAGUCGCUGGCUUGAGCUGUUUGAGGAUAUGUUGGCGGUUGGGAUGUUUCAACAGAACCAGAACCCACACAGUGAUAAUAAAAAUCGCUCGCCAUGGAACGUAGGGCCCAAGGACUACCGUUAUGAGAAUUAGUGCAAUCAGAUUGAAGAAAUGCUUGGUACUUCGUUUCUCGUCCUUGAAACUGUAAUUUUCGUAGAUGCUAUCUUGCAUGCGAGUCAUCAUCUUGAUUAUGUCGGAGGUAAGAUUCUGUAAAUCUCUCAUGUUGAUCAGUAGUUUCACUUUAUCCACCACGCCCGUGGGCCCCUUCUCAGUGGUGUCCUCGUCUUCCUCCAGAACAGCCUUGAACACCAAAUUGGUUUUCGAGUCUGCUGUGAAUACCUCGUAAAAUAGACUGGAGCUUCCCUCGUCCUCUGAGUCUGUUGAUGUUCUGGAGCUUAUUGUGGACAACUCCAGCUCCUGGCUCAGUAUACGUUCGAGUGUCCUACUUCUCUCGAGCAAAAUGCGUUGCCUGUCCAAUUCCCAGGCAUUUUCGGUUCGCAAAAACCCAAAUAUUGAGCUGUCACCACGCGCACGCGUGGGAAUGAUAUCUGGCUUCGCUAAAGGAUGACGAUAGAGAUAGUUUGGAAUGAGAACCCCCGUCAGAACGUAAAAAACCGGGUAAACAAGAAACAGGUAGGGCAUUAGACAUCCCCAGGUAUAGAGAAUCAGAAAUGUCAGUGUCAACGAGGGCUUAUCCCAGGAUAUGACGUGAAUUAUAGAGUAUUGAAGACUGAACACGAGAUCCAUUUUCGAGCUCAACGUCUUGAAAUUUCUGCUGAUCCUCUUUAUAGAGAGCCCUGGCUGUUCUAUCCUAUGCCGGUCCUCCAAUCGCUUUCUCAAAUCAUCCAUCGAUUCAUCGGACCGUCGAGGGAUUGCAUCUAACAGCUUGUUGGUCAGUUUGUCCAUGAAAUGCACCUUGUCGUGAGAUUCCUGUUCUGAUAAAUCUCUGAGCUCAUCGAAAUCUGCUUUUGUUAACCGAUCAGCACCAACUGAGGAAACGGUCGAGAUCACAGCUGCCAGAGCUGCUCUUUUGCGCCCUUCUUCAAGGCCCUUUCCACCUCUUUUGCUAUGCAAAUAGUCAUUGGAACGAUUUUGUAUCUCAUUAAUGGCAUUGAGAGCUAUCUUCCGUGGAAUAGAUAGCCCCUUCCCGGAACUUGAGGUCGAAGGAGGAGAAUUGCUCAU